This is a messenger RNA of Periconia digitata, 791 nucleotides long. Lineage: Eukaryota; Fungi; Ascomycota; Dothideomycetes; Pleosporales; Periconiaceae. The record is from the annotation of a GenBank genome assembly.
CCACACUUUUGCACAUAUUCUGCCGCAUACAGAGCGUUUUCUCCACCUAAUUUGCCUUAUGACAGCACACACCGGUGAGUGUUGGGGGCCGUUACCUACAAGAGCAGGGGUGGUGGUCUUGUGACGUAUUAACUUCAAGAACACGCCAACCUUCACUCUCCACACCCAACCAUCUGUCUCAACCUUACCAUCUCCUCUCAACGACGCAAUAAACAGCAGCAGAAGAAACAAUGGCGACACCUACGCAGCCUUCCGACUUGAAAAGGAUAACGGUUUCCGAACCGGUAGCGACCCAGCACGACAACAGCGUACUCAGCUCGGUAUGCAAAGCCUUUGAUCCUCGGGGCUUGCGCUCCUCCAGCACGCGCUUCCGCCGCUUGGCUAUGUACAUUGUCCUUGCCUUGCAGUUUUCGUUUCACAUUUACGUUCUCAUCCUCUUGAACGAGCCAUUGAAAAAGUUGUUGAGUCCGAUGCUUGGGGUGUGGUAUGUGACUUGGGGCAUGACGAAGAUGGAAAACGCUGGGGAGACGACUAGGUUCUUCUUUCGUAAAGUUACUUUGACGAAGCGCUUUUUGAACGGGUCUCUGUAUACCUCGGCAGUACUACACAUCGCAUGCCUCGUCAUGCUGGUAGCGUGGCGCACAUGUCCAGAGAUGGAGAUUUUCGGUAUCAUUUGGCUUCUUGGGUUCUGGAUCCAGGUUUUCAUGAUUUCGGCUGUGGGUCUGAUGGUUGCGCUUGGAGUAGAAGACAAACCGGUGCUUUCACAAGAAGAAAAGGGGCUGAGUGGGUAA